Molecule: messenger RNA, 1185 nt
Organism: Vitis riparia (riverbank grape)
Lineage: Eukaryota; Viridiplantae; Streptophyta; Magnoliopsida; Vitales; Vitaceae
Exons: 3
Coding region: 121-909 (262 amino acids)
Source: RefSeq, a predicted model, not a curated record
CAACCGCCUCUUACGCGAUUUCGCAAAACCACGAGGCAACUGUCCACUUUCCUUUGUGCACAAACCCAGGAAUUAUUUUCUCGAGAAAGUGAGGGAAAAGGGGAUCGAAAAGACAGAGAGAUGGGGCUGCUCUCCAACCGAGUCGAUAAAGAGAGCCUCAAGCCUGGCGAUCACAUCUACUCGUGGAGGACUGCUUACAUCUAUUCUCAUCACGGAAUAUAUGUUGGGAAUAAUGAAGUCAUUCACUUCACUAGACAUGGUCAAGAAGUAGGCACAGGAACAGUAUUGGAUCUCCUUCUGGUAAGCUCAGGACCUGCUCGUCGUCAUCAAGUGCCAUGCCCCACCUGCACUCCACCAGAAGGAGGACAUGGGGUUGUUUCCUCAUGCCUGAACUGUUUCCUUGCUGGUGGUAUCCUGUACCGUUUUGAGUAUUCAGUCAGCUCCGCUCUCUUUCUUGCAAAAGCACGUGGUGGAACUUGCACUCUCGCAGUCUCAGAUCCAAAUGAAAUUGUGGUCCAUCGAGCAACCUACCUGCUUAACAAUGGCUUUGGGUGCUAUAAUGUCUUCAAGAACAAUUGUGAAGACUUCGCCAUCUACUGCAAGACUGGCCUCCUUGUUAUUGAUCAAGGAACUAUAGGACGGAGUGGGCAAGCUGUAUCUAUAAUAGGGGGGCCACUCGCAGCUGUUCUAUCAACACCUUUGCGACUUGUGACCACCAAUAUAUAUGGGAUGGCCGCAACUGCAGUUGGGGUUUACUGUGCUAGCCGGUUUGCUGCUGAUAUUGGGAUGAGGAAGGAUGUAGCAAAGGUGGAAGUGGAGGACUUGACAAGGAGGCUGGCCACAGGUUUGAUCCAGGUGAUUGAACCUGGUACUAUAAUUUUGCCCUCUGGUCCACCACCGGAUCAUUAGGUGCUCUUCACAGGUUCUUGGGGGGCCGCCUAAUAUAUAUAUAUAAGUAAAUUUAGGGUUGUUUCUGAAUGUGCAAUAAUGUGGUUGAACUAUGGACCCCAACUUGUGUAUUGUUUUGAAAUCUUUGUUGGUGAGUGGUGCAUGUUUGCUGCCUGAUCUUUUACUGCGUUAUGGUUCAUGGAUGGAUUGGUUAACAUGUUAUCUAUAGUGCCCUGUGCUUUUAGCUCAUUUGCUUUAUUUCUUCUUGGAGAAAUAAAUUUGUGAUAUUUGGUGCAA